AUGGCUUCUUCAAAUCGUCUUGAGCUUACAUUGAGUCUUAAGUUGGCAAACAUUGAAAAUGUUUCACAAAAAUUGUCUGUUUUAAAUGAGCAUCUUCAAAAACAUCAAGAAGAGCUUCGUAAAUUAGAAGCGUUUAGAACUGAGAUGCCUCACUCUGUGCUUCUCUUGUCGGACGCUGUGCAAGUCCUCAAGAAUGAGAUUUCAGAACUCUCCGAUCAUCAAUCUGAACGACGUAGUGCGUUCAGAAAAUACAAGAGCUCGUCUCCUCCGUUCAACCCUAAGCCAUAUGGCAUCGAUACUACUGAUCACAAGCAGGUGAUGACUUCCCAAUGUUCCCAAUCAUCUAGUCGGAUGGGAAUGAUGGUGAACAAAGAGCCGACAAGCCCUACGCCGUUCCCAUGCGAUUUGAACAUGGCGGCCGACGAUUUUGAGCUAGAGUCAAAACCACAGGCACAACCGGAGUCCCAGCCACAGCCACAGCUUCCACAGCCACUACCGCUGCCAAACUUGAAGAACAAAAGGAGGAGCUGGUCGCCGGAGCUCCACGCAAGGUUUCUGAAGGCCAUGAGUUUACUUGGAGGUCCUCAAGAGGCUACUCCAAAGCAGAUACAAGCUGUCAUGCAGGUCGAUGGGCUAACCCACGACCAAGUCAAGAGUCAUCUGCAGAAGUACAGACUUAACAACCGAGGAGUCCAACCGGCCUCUGCCGUGAGCGGCCAAAGGGCACCCCAUUUCUACAGGGACUAUUGGCAGCAACAACAGCAGCUCGAAGGUGCAAGCAAUGGUGGAGUAAGAGUUGGAAUUGGGUCUUCAAACGGUGGCGGUAGAAGCAGGGACAUUUCGAACAAGAAAGCAAAGACAAGUCGGUAA
This is a messenger RNA of Malus domestica (apple), 870 nucleotides long. Its product is annotated as transcription factor HHO6-like. Gene Ontology annotation, biological process: regulation of DNA-templated transcription. Lineage: Eukaryota; Viridiplantae; Streptophyta; Magnoliopsida; Rosales; Rosaceae. Gene Ontology annotation, molecular function: DNA-binding transcription factor activity; DNA binding. The record is from RefSeq and is a predicted model, not a curated record.